Cheilinus undulatus (humphead wrasse) is the source of this 6420-nucleotide messenger RNA. It is a transcript of the gene carmil1, whose product is annotated as F-actin-uncapping protein LRRC16A. Gene Ontology annotation, cellular component: plasma membrane; lamellipodium. Gene Ontology annotation, biological process: regulation of Arp2/3 complex-mediated actin nucleation; cell migration. The record is from RefSeq and is a predicted model, not a curated record. The transcript has 38 exons. Gene Ontology annotation, molecular function: protein binding. Lineage: Eukaryota; Metazoa; Chordata; Actinopteri; Labriformes; Labridae. The coding region runs from base 354 to 4784 and encodes 1476 amino acids.
UGCCUGUUUGAUUUGUUGUCACUUACACAUCGAGUUUCUCCAGUUUUAGCUCCAUGCUUAUAACUUUAAUCCACUUUUAGCCCGGCUGUUAUCCCUCAUUGAUAUCUGUGAUCAGUGUGAUGGGAAGCCCUCGGUAGGUUCAGUCUUUGUCAGUGUGUGUUUGUGUCUGCAGGCAUGUAGGGAGGAAUGGAUGCACACAGGAACAGUUAGGUAAGCUGGGUGUCGACAGGUGAGAACAAAACGGGACUACACCUUCACGGUUCUUCUUCGCUUCCCGCCGCCUUUCCUCCUGGGUUCACCCGCUGCUGCUGCCCCAUCGCCGGAUCCUCUUCUGCCCUCACCUCGGUGGAAGAAUGUCGGAGGAAAAAACGGAUAUUCCCAACGAACUGCUCGAGAGUGUGCGGGAGGCGGUCGGUCGGAGGGUGAAGCUGACCCUGAGGAGGAAAGUCCAGCUGGAGGUCAAAGGUGACAAAGUGGAGAACAGAGUUCUGGCGUUGGCGUCACAUCGAGCCUACCUGCUGACAGCCAGAGUUCCUUCUAAAGUCGAACACUCUUUCAGCUACCUGGAUAUCCAGGGGAUCAGCAGCAACAAGCCCAACCAGUUGGUGUUGGAGUACGAGCGCGGACCAUGGAGCCUUCGGCUAAGUUCACAGGAGGAGGUGGACAAGGUGAUCGCUCACAUCGGCAGCCAUCUGCACCGGAUCUGUCCGGCAGCGUCACCUGUAAAGGUGAUGAAGAAGCUGAGUCUGAAGCCUGCAGAGAGGACGGCGGCGCUGCAGGCCAUCUGGGAUGAACAGAGCUCGGCUGAUCUGGGACCCUGCGGUGGAUUUUCUCACCAGUACUGGUCUAUGUGUGACUAUCUGGGUCUGCCCUACAGAGAGGAGGUCCAGUGGGAUGUAGACACCAUCUAUCUGACCCAGGACAGCCGAGAGCUCAACCUGCAGGACUUUGUUCACCUGGAGAACAGAGACCUGGUGGCGAUCAUCGCGGCACUGGAGUAUAACCAGUGGUUCACCAAACUCUCCACUAAAGACUACAAACUGUCGACAGAUGUGUGUGAUCAGAUCCUUCGAGUCGUGGCUCGAUCAAGCCGUCUGGAGGAGCUUCUGCUGGACAACGCUGGUCUCAAAAGUGAUUUUGCUCAGAAACUGGCAAGCGCUUUGUCACAUAACCCCGCCUCCUCGCUUCACACCCUCAACCUGAGCAACAACUCACUGGAAGACAAAGGUGUUUCUGCUCUGAGUGCUCAGCUGUCCAAACUACCCAUGGGUCUGAAACACCUGAACCUGUCCAGGACGUCUAUGUCUCCUAAAGGUGUGAACAGUCUCUGUCAGGCUUUGUGUAACAACCCAGCCGUCUCCACCGCCCUCACACACCUGGACCUGUCAGGAAACUCGCUCAGAGGAGACGACCUGCCGAACCUUCACAGCUUCCUGAGUCACCCCAACAUGGUUCAGACUCUAGAUCUGUCCAACAGUGACGUCUCUCUGGAUCAGGUGUGUGCAUCUCUGCUCAGAGGAUCUUUGAAGCAUCUCUCUGUCCUAAACCUGUCUAAGGCCGUCUUCUCUCACAGGAAGUGUAAAGAGAUCCCUCUGUCUUUUAAGCAGUUCUUCAGCAGCGCUCUGUCUCUGACCUCUGUCAGUCUGUCAGGGACCAGACUUCCUCUGGAGGCACUCAAGGGAUUGCUGUUGGGUCUCGGCUGUAACCCAAACCUCAGCGAUGUGUCUCUGGAUCUCAGCUGCUGUGAGCUACGAUCAGGGGGAUCUCAGAUCCUGGAGGGCUGCAUUGCUGAGAUCCCGAACAUCACCAGUCUGGACAUCUCUGACAACAGUCUGGACAUGGAUCUGACCACACUGCUCGUCUGGUUGGCUAAAAACCGGUCAAUCCGACACCUUUCACUGGGCAAAAACUUCAACAAUAUCAAGUCAAAAAAUGUCGCUCCGGUCCUCGACAACCUGGUUCACAUGAUCCAGGAGGAAGACUCUCCACUGACGUCUCUGUCGUUGGCUGACUCUAAGCUGAAGGCUGACCUUUCCAUCAUCCUCAAUGCCCUGGGCAGCAACACGUCUCUGACCAAGCUGGACAUCAGCGGGAACGCCAUGGGAGAUAUGGGCGCCAAGAUGCUGGCUAAAGCCCUGCAGAUCAACACCAAGCUCAGAACGAUCAUGUGGGACAGGAACAACAUCAGCCCUCAGGGUCUGCAGGACAUUGCCGCUGCUCUGGAGAAGAACUACACCAUCCGUUUCAUGCCCAUCCCCAUCAUGGAUGCCGCUCAGGCUCUGAAGGCAAACCCGGAGAAGACAGAGGAUGCUUUACUGAAGAUGGAGCAGUAUCUACUGAGGAACCACGAGACGAGGAAAUAUCUGCAGGAGCAGGCAUACCGACUACAGCAGGGGAUUGUUACCACGACGACGCAACAGAUGAUGGACAUGAUGUGUGUGAAGGUCCAGGAUCAUCUGAACUCGCUGAGGUUCUCUGAGAGCAGCUCGGUCCAGGACGACAUGAAGGCGGCCGAGAACCUGAUGAAAGACGCCAGAAACUCCAAGACGCUGCUGCCGAACCUGUACCACCUGAAGAGCGGGGGGUUGAGGGGGGCGUGUGUCGAAGCCAUCCAGGACAAACUAGAGUCAAUGGCCGGAGAGGUGGCGAGGGUGAUGGACGAGCAAUUGCAGACGAUGCUGGUGUCGAUGGUGGAUGCCGCCGAGGGUCUGUGUCCUCACGUGAUGAAGAGGAGCGGUCUGCAUCAGGAGCUGCUGAAGGCUGGUGCAGGGAGGAUGAGCGUCCCUCGAAGCUUCAUCACCACCACGCUGCUGGAGCAGAGCGGGGUGGACAUCAUCAAUAAGAUCAGCGAGGUGAAGCUCAGCAUGGCGUCUUUCUUGUCUGAUCGCAUCGUGGAUGAGAUCCUGGAGUCUCUGUCGAAAUCCCAGCACACUUUGACUGACCACCUGACCAGGAAGUCUCAGCCUCUGCUGCAUCAGGAGCCUCAGGUGGAGACAGAAGUUCUGGACGAGGAGGUCCUGCAGCCUGAGAACAACCAUGAGCAGAGACAGGAGCGGGACAAGGUCCAUAAACUGGAGGACAUGGACACGUGCACGAUGACGCCUAAAUCAAAGAGGAAGAGUAUUCUGGUCCGGAUGCUUCGGCCCGUCUCUGUGGCGUUUGAGAUGGAGUUUGACCUGGACAAGGCUCUAGAGGAGGUCCCUAUCCAUGUGGAGGACCCUCCCCCUCCCUCGGCUUUAAAGCCCGUAGACAGGUCGUCCUCCUACUACGGAGACCUCCCCCCUCCUCCCACUUCUAUGGAUUCAUCAGCUGUAUGUCUUGGCGAGCUGCCACCCGUCGAGCACAAGACUCUGGAGCAUCGUACCAAACUCAGACCAAAACCUAAGAAGAGGACCAAACCUAGCCGGCCUCACAGGAAGGCUGACACCGGCAUUUCAGCCCCUCAUGAGUCGGAGCAGAAUAGCAUCAUGGGAAAGAUUGACGAGGGGCUUGACGACUUCUUCUCCAAGAAAGUAACCAAACUGAGCUUCAAACUCCCCAGUAUGAAGGGUCUGUCUUCCAGCUCUCAGGAAGCUCCAGAUAAGAAACGUGAAUCCAGAAAAUCCGGUUUCUUCAACCUCCUAAAAAACCGAACCUCACGCUCAGAGAAGAGCCACGGAGUCGCCACCAUCACUCCCCCUCAUCCUGCCUCCCCCACCCCUGCACCGCCAACCUCCUCUAUCAGCCCGGUGACUGAGGAGGCUCCCCCCACAUCGCCCCCUCCUGGCCCUGCUGUAGAGCCUCAUCGGGAGCUCCUCAGGGCUACGUCCUCAGACCUCCCUGACUCUGAAAUGGAGGCUCCUCUGAAGAUGGCUGAACCUGCUGAGGAGGAGAAGGAAGAGAACGUCCCAGAGGAAGACGUGGAGAAUGAGAAUACAGAGAGGAAGGAAAACCCACUCAUCCCCCGACAUAUUGGUAUUCCUGUGAUGGGCAUGGACCUGAUGGCUGAGAUGAAGGCCAGGCAGGAAAGGAUGGCGGCUAAGAAGUCUGAGUCAUUGUGCCUGCAGGAUAAGGUGGAGGGUGACACUGAAAAGUCAGACGUCCAUCCUGCUGUAGCACCAAACUCAGACGAGCCUAAACCAGAGCCAGCUCCCCGGUCAAAGCCUCCCAGCAUCACCCCCAAACCUCCUCCACCUCAGGCCAUCAAACCCCCACUGGGGCCCAGAACAUCAGGACCCCUCAGUUCAACCAGUCCAACAAAUCCAGUCAGUCCACCCAGUCCAACCAAUCCAACCAGUCUGAUCAGUACUUCCAGUCCAACCAGCCCAACAAAUCCAACUAGCCCAACCAGUCCGACCAGUCCCAGACCGAGCAGCUCUUUCAUUGAUGACUCCUCUGAGGCUCCAGCAACCAGCUCGUCUCCUAAAGGACCUCUUCCUGCUCCUCGUCUGAAGAGGGCGCCAUCUGAGCAGGAGAGAGAGAGCACCAGCAGUGAGCCGUCAGGCCCCCUGUCUCCAUUAGAGGUCCAGUCUCCCGUAGAUGGAGAUGCGUUCGAGUCGCCCACUGUGGCGGUUGAGCCUGGUGUUGGAGGACGUCAGUGGUCGUCUCUGAAGCGGUCAGCCAGUCCUCCUGAAGAGAGGGAGGAUGACCGAGAGCGAGCAAAGUCCCUCCCUGCCUACGUGAGCCCUCCAUCAGCGACAGACGCAGACGCCAGUCCAGCAGAGGAGGAGACGGCGUCUUCAGCCGAUUAUUUAAAGUCUGAUAACAAAUCAGAGGACGAGUCUGAUGACACGCCGUCAGUCUGAGACCAAAGGUGUGGUCAGUCCUGCUCGAUGGUCGCCUGUGCCCAGAAACAUUCAUGGUGGUCGAUCACAUAGAAACCGUUUUAGAUCCUCCUUGUACCUCUAUGACUCAUUAUUAAUGAACGUGGAGACUGUUCGAUCUCUCCUACUGGCAUCGUUGGAGUUUCCUGACCUUGGAUGGAUGCAAAAACAUCUCUCAAGCAUCAGUUUUACCAUACAGAGAGCAGACGGUUUUAUCUGCUCUCAUCUAGCUCUGUCAACAGUUAACCAUCAUUUUUUAAGAAGAUGCCAAAAUCAGCAGCAGCUGGUUUCACAAAAUCAACAUGCCAAAGAGAAAUCCAACUUUCUUCCUCCCAAAGCCAGUAAAGAUAUAAAUCCUCAUCAUACUGACCUUCAAUGUUAGCUGGUUUCCUGCUGAAAGUUUUACACAGUUGGAGUGAAAACCCUGCAGAUAAACCGUUACCUAAAGCCUCAUUCAUGCCCUGCCUUUAAUACGGAUCCACACUAAGCAUGUUAUAUUAAAGCUAUCAAAUACAACCUAAACGCUGCAGUACCACCACCAACAGAGAAGCAAAGCACAACAAAUGUCUGUAUGAGACAGCGCCCUCUAGUGGAUUAAUGGUGAGCAUGUGGGCAGUGACAGCUGAUUUGUUUUAAAGCGCACAGAUCUGAUUUGGUACGUAAAGAGAACAUAAAUGAGCCUUAAAGCCUCCUAUGAAAGUGUUAUUUAAUAAAAAACUAAAUUAGAUCAGUAGAAUUUGAAGCCAUAAAUAUAUUAUCAUUCAGAACUAUGCAGAUAAUCGUUAUUUCCCUAAGCAGGGAUUUAUAGGGUAUAUGCAUCAUGUUUUUGUGUCGUCUCUGUGUAGUUUUCAUCUCCAUCAGCAGACUGAGGUGUUCAUGACAUGACCCUGUCAGUCCAGUUCAGACCAAAGAGUCAUGACCAGACCAGCUGAAACACACAACUGCUGCAGCAGGUCUACAAACCUAUGAUAUAGCAUCCAGUCAGAAUGAGUCAUAGUGGGCUACCACAGCUGACAUUCUGGCUUGUCUAAAACAUAAAAAAGAUGGUAACGCUGUGUUGCUUGGCAACAAGUGAGCUUUAACUGCUGAUAAACAAAUACUGAAGUUUGCAACUCAAUUGAUGCACUUUUACACCACAGGUCACACCCGUACACACACUUUUCACUCACAUUCUCACACUGAUGGUUGAUUUGGAGAACUGGCCAUCAGUCUAGUUCAGGGGUGUCAAACUUAUAUUGAGUCCGGGUCCAGCUUUGCUCCAAUGAGACGUCCUGACUGCCGGACUUGUUAGGCCAGGAGUGUCAAAUCAAUUGUGGAUUCUGAAUUUAGGCCUAACUUUAAAGCCUAACAAUGUCAACAUUUAACCAUUAACUGUCAACUGUCAACCUCAUUUUCACCAGAAGUUAAAUAUAGAUAAAUGAAAACAUAAAUAAAUAAUAAAACUGAUAAUAAAUCAUUCUGAGAUGGAAGAAGUCGAAAUAAGUGUAAAGUCAAAGUUAUUAGUUCAAAAGGUCAAAACACCAAAUUUAAAAUCAAAAUAAUGCUUUUAAUAGGCAAAUAUUUGGGAUAGAAAGUCAAAAUCACAAGUUUAAAAGGUAAAAAUAUGACUUAGAAUUUU